AUGAUAUAAAUAAGUACAAAUGAAGAGGGGGAGUUCGUUUUUGAUUCAAAAGAAUAAGAUUAUGUGUUAUUGGAUCUUAAUACCUUAUAAGAUUAAUUAGAAUAAGGAAAAAAAAAUGAAAUUUUCGAUUUAUUACAAUAAGUUAUGAAAUCUAAUGAAUAUUAAUCAUCAACUGAGAAAGUGAAAAGCUAAAUAGAAUGGGCUUUAUAAACUGUAAAUGAACAUCCUUCAGAAUAGUAUUAAAUAUUUUAAAAGAAUAUUAGUUAUGAUUUGGAAUAAUAGAUAGAAAAUUAAAGAUAUCCUGAUGUGCAUUCAGCUAAUAAAAUGAUUGAUAUGAAUAUAGGGAAAGUGAAGGCAAGAGUUUAAUAUAUGACAUCUUAAGAGAGGAAAAAUUUAAUGAAAGUAUAUCUAUUAAAAGUAUUGAGACAAAAAGCUUAGAAAGAAGCAUGCAAUAAAUUUAUACUAGCAAACAAAAUAAGUUUUAUAAGGAAUAGUUAUAAUAGAAAUAUUAAAUGAUGCAAAAGGAGAUAAUAGAAAGAAGAAGAAAUGAAAUAUAGGAGCAAAGAUAAAAGCAUUUUUAGAUAAUGCAAAGAAGCAAAGGGAAAUUGGGUUAAAUGUAAAAUUAAAUAAUAUGAAUAUAAGAUUACAAGUAAAGGUAGAAGAGAAUAAGUAAUUAAAAGAAUCAAUUCAAUUAGGGUUGUAUUAGACGAUGAGUGAAUUGAGAACGGAUAAUAUUAAAGCUUAUAGGAGAGUAAAGGUGAUGGAAUAAUAAUAAUAAGAAAAACUGCAAUUAUUUUGGUAAACAAAAUAAGUAAUAGCAAAAACGAAUUACAAAAAGAAGGUUGAAGAUGCCUAUUUAUAAAAUAUUCAAGCUUAGGAUAGGCUAUUAUAAUUAGAAUAAUAGGAAAUGCAAUUGAUUCAAAGAUUUCGUUAGACUGAAUAACAAUAUCAGAUGAGUUCAAUAAAAUUAGAGUAAAUGAAAUCAAAAUCAUACAAGGAUCUAGGGAAUAUGUGGAAUUGAG
This is a messenger RNA of Paramecium sonneborni, 1022 nucleotides long. NCBI's taxonomy places the organism in Eukaryota, Ciliophora, Oligohymenophorea, Peniculida, Parameciidae. The record is from the annotation of a GenBank genome assembly.